This is a messenger RNA of Gallus gallus (chicken), 4909 nucleotides long. RefSeq names its product 5-hydroxytryptamine receptor 5A (gene HTR5A). Gene Ontology annotation, molecular function: neurotransmitter receptor activity; G protein-coupled serotonin receptor activity. NCBI's taxonomy places the organism in Eukaryota, Metazoa, Chordata, Aves, Galliformes, Phasianidae. The record is from RefSeq and is a predicted model, not a curated record. Gene Ontology annotation, cellular component: dendrite; plasma membrane. The transcript has 2 exons. Bases 118 to 1188 code for a protein of 356 amino acids. Gene Ontology annotation, biological process: G protein-coupled receptor signaling pathway, coupled to cyclic nucleotide second messenger; chemical synaptic transmission.
CUCCCGGAGAUGAAGACCCCGGCGAAGGGCAGCGCGGAGCAGCAAGGGGCGGCCGGGGGCUCUGCACGCUCGCGGUAGCACCGAGCACCGAGGAGUCCCGGUGCCCAGCGCGGUGGCAUGGACCGCCAGCUCAACAUCAGCUGCCUCGGCGGUGCGACGCCGGAUGCCAGUAAUCGGAGCGGGUCAUCCAGCGGGCUGGAGGGUGGCAGGGCACAGCUCUCCGUCUUUAGUGUUCUUGUCCUCACCCUCCUGGCCAUGCUGGUGGUGGCCACUUUCCUGUGGAACGGCUUGGUCCUGGCCACCAUCUUCCGCGUGCGCACGUUUCAUCGGGUGCCCCACAACCUGGUGGCAUCCAUGGCCAUCUCCGACGUGAUGGUGGCCGCCCUCGUCAUGCCCCUGAGCUUGGUGCACGAGUUGUCGGGGCGGAGGUGGCGGCUGGGUCGAUCUCUGUGCCAGGUGUGGAUCUCCUUCGAUGUCCUGUGCUGCACUGCCAGCAUCUGGAACGUCACUGCCAUCGCCCUCGACCGCUACUGGUCCAUCACCCGGCACCUGGAGUACACGCUGCGCACCCGGCGCCGUAUCUCCAACAUCAUGAUUGCGCUCACCUGGGUGCUCUCUGCCUUCAUCUCUCUGGCCCCGCUGCUCUUUGGCUGGGGAGAGACUUAUUCAGAGGACAGUGAGGAGUGCCAGGUAAGCCAGGAGCCUUCCUACACCAUCUUCUCCACCUUCGGGGCCUUCUACCUGCCCCUAUGUGUGGUGCUGUUUGUCUACUGGAAGAUCUACAAGGCGGCCAAGUUUCGCAUCGGAUCUCGGAAGAGCAACUCCAUCACCCCCGUCUCUCCAGAAGCCCCAGAGAUAAAGGAAGCUGCCCAGCAGCCACAGAUGGUCUUCACUGUCCGGCACGCCACAGUUACGUUCCAGACAGACGGAGACACGUGGAGAGAGCAGAAGGAGAGGAGAGCUGCCCUCAUGGUGGGCAUCCUCAUUGGAGUCUUCGUGCUCUGCUGGAUCCCCUUCUUCAUCACGGAGCUCAUCAGCCCACUCUGCUCCUGUGACAUCCCGCCCAUUUGGAAGAGUAUUUUUCUAUGGCUAGGCUAUUCCAAUUCCUUUUUUAAUCCCCUCAUUUACACUGCUUUCAACAAAAACUACAACAAUGCCUUCCGGAACCUAUUCUUUAGACAGCACUGAGCAAGACAAGUGUUCUCUGCCCCAGGAGGCUAUUCUCAGCUCUCAGUGGAACCUAACAAACUCCUGAGGAAGCUGAGAACCACAAACACUGCAGUGAUGCUAAGGAUGCGUCCCCAUGGGUACAUCCCAGCCAUGGUCCCCAUACCUAUACAGUUGCUAUUUUUCAUGAAGCAGCAUGCAAGGGUUUCUCUGGCCAACAGCAAAGAGUUCUGCCUCCAGUGCCCCACUGCUUUUCUCCUCCCUUCACAGUGAUGCUCCUGGGACAUUGAGAUGGCAGUAAUGGUGCAGUGAUGGCUUCUGGGAAAGGUUCCUCUUUGAAACUCUGCUGUGGCCCACUGCUGGUCUCCUGGAGCAUUAAUCAGCUUUGUCCCAUGUGCAAAGCUGGGAGCCUUCAGUGUCAGGGCAGUUGGUGACUAUGGAUGAAACUUGAUGUUCCUGGCUGUUUGUCAUAGCUUUGCUGGUAGAGAUUGGCAAGUGUUUGUAUUUGAGAGAUAAUCUCAUCAUUAAAGUGUUAAAAGCAGAGUCCCAAGUACAAAGCCCUUUUGCACAUCAACAACAGAUUGUGCUAUUUGCUAUUCUAUUCCAUGUAGCAGGUUUUUUUAAAAAAUAUUUAUUGUGAAAGCUUAAUGCAUGGUAUACACUGGAAUGAGAAAUAAUGCAUGGGAAAUCCACCUGUCUCGUUGCCUAACUGAUAAGCAUCUGCUUCAGACUUUUACUUUCCAAAACCCCAGGCGUUCCUGGGCUGCGAAUGUUAAACUCUGUGUCCGUGUUUGCCAUUCUAAAUCACAGAUGUAUUUUGAGCAGAUGUGGGGCAGGUUUCCUGUCGUUGCAGGGGAUACAAGGAGUGUAUUUCAGAUUUCCCAUCAAUGUGAAGCUGUGUAUUGGUAUUUAUGACUGUGAUUCAGGUUCACUUGAGUCAAAGCAAAGACCCCAUUUAAUUUCCACGGGCACUGGACUGCAGACACAAGGCAGUUAGUGAUGGGCACUGUUUCAUUCUGGAAGCAGAGCCAACCUAUAGAUGUGUUCUGCUGUGAGGCCCAGACUUAAAUAAUUCUAUUGCCCCACUACAGCUAUUCUGCCUGGUGGCUGUUGCUCUGCGGCCUCCCUGCCUUUCCUUGUUGCCCACAUUGUUGUUGACAUUUCACUCCGAGAAUUAGAAUUAUGCACUUUGUACCGUGCUGCUGAAAGACUGACAGGCCUCCAGAUAAAGAACAGCAUUAUUUUUAACCAUCACUUCUUUAGAGCAGCCACUGAAAUCAAAUUGGAACUGGAAUGACACGAUUUGGUGUCAGAUCUCCCAGGAAGAAGAGAUAAAAGGGAAAAAUGCCUAUAAAUCAUGGUAAAGUUCCCUGGUGAUGGAUAGGAUUAGUUCUUAUCCUUAGUGGAUCAUGAGACAUCAGAAGUUAAAAUUGUCACUGGUCCUUUAAACCAGUCAAAAAUCCUGUUAGAAUUGUUAAAAAAAGAAAAAAAAAAAAGCCUUUUUUCUUUUCAUAUCUUGAGACAGGUACAAAUGGAAGCAGAACUCAAGGUGCUACCAAGCCUUGCAGCCCUUGCAGGGCCAAACAUCCAUCAAGAGUGACACAGAUGCAGCUGAUCCUCCUCCAGGCAAGGGGACAGACAAGGCAAUCCUUGAGAUCUGUUUCAACACUACUUUAUAAAAGUCUGUUCAACAUAUUAGGUAAAACCUUACCCUCACUGAAGGCAGUGGACAACUCAGUGAAUUCAAGUGAAUUGGAAUUUUACCCAAUGUCUUGUCUUGUAAAACCAUAGCUUUAAUGUUAGUUAAUUCAAGAAGAUGGGCAGAAUGGGAACAACCUUCUAAUUCCCUGAAAUAGUCUUUGCUUUGCACUGAGCAAGCACCAACCUCCCCACAGCCAGUAAAAGAAUAUUUCAUUUCCUUAUUACAUGAGGUAAGGCAGUGAUCUCUCUGGUGUAUCAAAAAUUGUGAUAAACUCUUGUGCUGCUUUUCUUGUGAAGGUAUAAAAGUUACACUGCUUUCUCUGAACAGCUCAUCACCAAUGCUGAGUUGCACUUCUGGGGAACUUAAGUGCUUUUGUUGCAUGAAGGAUUGUUCAUCCAGAAAUGAGCUGGAAAAAUACUUCCUUAUCCAGCCAUAUUCAGCUGAGGUAGUGGGAGCUACACGGUCAUUUUCAGCAAAGCCUGUAAGCAGAAGAUGGGCUAUUUGCUUUGUCUGAACAACACUCCUCUGAAAUACAAUCCAUACACUUCUAAAACUAUCACAGAAUCACAGUAUCAUUUGAGUUGGAAGUGACCCUUAAAGGCCAUUUGAUCCAACUGCCUUCAGUGAACAGGGACACUACAGCUCCAUCAGGUGCUCAGAGCCCCAUCCAGCCUGACCUUGAAUGCCUCCAGGGAUGGGGCAUCCUCUGCUUCUCUGGGCAACCUGUGCCAGUGCUUCACUGCCCUUACUGUAAAAAAAAAAAACUUCCUUAUAUCCAAUCUAAAUCCCUUCUCUAUUUGUUUGAAACCAUUUCCCUUUGUCCUAUCACCACAGACCCUGCUAAAGACUCUGCCUCCUUCUUUCUUACAGCCCCCCUUUAGAUACUGACAGGCCACCCUCAGGUCUCCCCAGAGCCAUCUCCAGGCUGCACAGCCCCAGCUCUCUCAGCCUGUUAAAUGAUUAGAUGUUUGUGUCGCUGGUAUCUUCCUGCUUAUGUUGCUUUUUUAAUUGUUAGGCCAGUACGGCAACAAUUUCAGCACAGAAGCAUGGACUGUUUGGGAAGUUGGACGUUAUCCCACUGUUUUAACAAAAACCAUCAUGUUUACACCACCUCAUGUCUGGGCUGCGUCCGUCCCCAUUUUAAUUUGCUAUUGGAUGAGUAGUGCGGAUUCUUUGUCAUUCUUGCAGUGGGAUUCUUGCACAGACCAUGGAAUAAACUGCACGUUCAGCUUUGUACCCCAUGUAAGUAGACAAAACUGAGAUCAAUGGGAAAGACGCCUACCUCUGCUGCAGCUUGGUGUCUGGGAUGAAGCUCUCCUUCAUUAUAUCCUAUGUUCACUGAUGCUAUGCCCUAAGAGGUGAUGGGGAGACAGAAGAGAAUUAUAAAAUGCCACUAAAUAUUUCGAACUUGUCCAUGGUUGCAGGUAGUCCAAUGUCCUGGUGCAAACUACAUCCACAUCUAUGUGACAACCCACAUCCCAUACAGUCCUUACUAACCUUCUGCAAAGAGCAGCUUCCAGCUGGUCCUGAGUCUUGUUCCUCUGAUUCUGCAAAUAAUUAGCAGCUCCAUUACGGGCCAAUUCCUACAGCUUGAGGCUUAAGACCAUUGGCUUUUCUUCUAAAUACCAUUCCUGCAAUGUAAUGUGAUAACACAGGAAAAAUAUCAGUAUUUCAGAGACUGUGCUGAAGAUUCACAUCAAAACACGUGGCUGUGAUCAGAGCAGGUGGAGGAGCAUAAAGAAGCCUUGACUUCUGAUCCCAACUCUGAGGCUUUUCACAAAAAGCUAUUCAGAUACAUGUACUGAGCAGGCUCCCGGAGACCCAGACCAUGUUUAAAGACAUACAUAACCCCAGCUUCAAAGGAUGUGUCUUGUACCUUCUUGUUCCCAUUUAUUAAACGGAGUCAGUGGCAUGAAGAGAUCUACCUCGCUGAGGGUUUGUGAGGAUUAAUUAGUAAAUGUUUAUCAUGUACGGGGAUGUGGAACACUCUGCUUUGAAUGCCAAGCUGCAUUAAAAAUUGGGCUCCUAUUUAAUUUCUCA